AUGCUCAACUCUGCUGUCGCUGUUGUCAACUCAACGACGCUUCGUCGUCGUUCCCACUUUGCUCGUUCUGCAACCACCAACAGUUAUGGACCGAUUCCAAUUGAUGGGGACAGUUCCAUGCCACUCAUGUAUUCAUCGCAAAGAUCCAACUCAACUACCAGUUCUACCAACUCGAUUGUAUCGAUUCCAGGAUUGGGAGCUGUAACCAAUCUGAUCCAAGUCAGAUCUCUUGAACAAUCAAUGGAAAACGAAUUGAACUCGAUCACUCUGUGUGAGGUCAACGAGAAAGGAGAAGUAGUUUCGGAGCAUCCAAAACCAGAGAAAAAGAAGGAAGAAUCGGCACUUCUCAAGCGAUUCGUCAAAAUCGCCGAGUACAUGUAUAUCACUGAUAAUCGUGCUCUUCUGGACGGAGAGGAGUUGGACGAGGCCGGAAUCACUCAUGUCAUCAGUCUUGGUGAUGAUUAUCCAUUGGGGGUUUCCGUAACCAAGAAGGAAGGGCGUCUCGUUCUGGUUCCACUCACUCUUUUCCAUGAGACUGAUGUCAAUCCAAGUCAGCAAUUCAAGAAUCUCUCUUCUAAAUUCGACAACAUCAACAUGUUUGUCGAGAACGCGCGCAAACUCUCUCAAAAAGUGGUAAUCUACAGCAAGAAUAUCCAAUGGGGAUACUUUGUGGCUGCCGAGUACAACGUCGACUACUACCAACUCGAUCCAGCAAAAGCACUGCAUCAUCUGCAGAAGCUGACUGGAGACCACUGGGUCGAUUUGCCGGAGAAGUGCAUCAAGCGACUGAACGAAUGGAGAAAGCUCGGAGAGCAGAGAAGAGCCAAGUCACCAACUGAGAGAAAACUAAGCAUCUCCAUCAACAGCAUCUCCAGAUAA
Molecule: messenger RNA, 879 nt
Organism: Caenorhabditis briggsae
Lineage: Eukaryota; Metazoa; Nematoda; Chromadorea; Rhabditida; Rhabditidae
Exons: 6
Coding region: 1-879 (292 amino acids)
Source: RefSeq, a predicted model, not a curated record